Molecule: messenger RNA, 2648 nt
Organism: Copidosoma floridanum
Lineage: Eukaryota; Metazoa; Arthropoda; Insecta; Hymenoptera; Encyrtidae
Gene: Spg7
Product: SPG7 matrix AAA peptidase subunit, paraplegin
Biological process (GO): mitochondrial protein processing
Cellular component (GO): m-AAA complex; membrane
Molecular function (GO): ATP hydrolysis activity; metalloendopeptidase activity; zinc ion binding
Source: RefSeq, a predicted model, not a curated record
UGUAUCGCAAGUUUGAUACACACAAAAAAAACAUCUUCUGCUACAAUGAUUUAACGAAUAAAAUUUAUCAAUGUGAUUGACUGUCUGGAAAAGGUGUCUAACCUUGAAAGUGCAAUGCUCCAAUUUCAAUUUAAAUUUUACAAAAAAAAAUUGACAAGAAAUUAGGAUACGUCGAGAUGCAGAACAUCCUGAAGCCAAUCAAUCGAAAUAUGUUACGUUCGAAAGUGAAACACUUGAACCAUUUGCAUCGCUACAUUGGCAAAAGUAAUAAAAUUCCAAGAUGUCCCAAUCAAAACAUCUUUUGCCUUUUUGGAUCGUUAUCUCACAAAUCGUUGAGACAAAUACACAAGGAACACAAGGCAGUGAAUUCACUGUUGGUACGCAGUGGUUUCGCCAAAUUGUGUCACACAAAUCCAAUCAAGUAUUGUAGAUAUUUACACACUUCAUGUGCAAAAUUGAACCAAAAUAAUUCCAGCUCAUCCAACUCAAAUGAUCCAAAGAAAGAAAACGACGACAAGGUGAAAUCUUUGCUACUUAAAUUAGCUGUGUGGACCAUGUUUUGUUACAUGAGUUUUCUAUGGCUGUUGUAUACUUUUAAUUCAAGUCCACCAGAUCCCAACGAAUCAGCAAAGUUCGUUUCGUGGAAUGAAUUCGUCCAUCAAAUGCUAGCUAAAGGUGAGGUCAAAGAGCUCAUAGUGAGACCAGAAAUCGACAUGGUCACUAUUGUACUCCACGAAGGAGCUAUCAUCAAGGGAAAACGAAGUUCGUUCAGGAGUUAUCAUAUGGUAGUGCCCAAUGUAACAAAGCUAGAAGAAAAAGUCAGAGAGGCCGAAGAAUCUCUUGGAAUAAAACCUGAGAACGGAAUACCAAUCAUCUACGACAGGCCAAAGUCCUCCUAUGCCCACGUGCUGAUUAUUCUUGCGCUCAUUGCGUUUUUGGCAUUGGUAUUGUCCAAAUCGUCCGUGCGCACGAACAUUGGCUCCAACAUGUUUUCCCAGCUAACGAGAGCGAAAUUCACCCUAGUCGAUCCACUGACGGGCGUUGGUAAGGGCGUCCGGUUUUCAGACGUAGCUGGCCUGCAAGAAGCCAAGACCGAGGUCAUGGAGUUUGUGGACUACCUCAAGAGUCCCGACCGCUACAAGGCUCUGGGAGCCAAAGUUCCAAAAGGAGCUCUGCUAUUGGGACCACCAGGCUGUGGUAAGACUCUCCUGGCUAAGGCUGUCGCUACGGAAUCCAACGUUCCGUUUUUGUCGAUGAACGGUUCCGAAUUCAUCGAGAUGAUCGGAGGUCUCGGAGCCGCUCGCGUUCGCGACUUGUUCAAAGAGGCAAAGAAAAGAGCCCCGAGCAUAAUAUACAUCGAUGAGAUCGACGCAAUCGGGAAAAAGCGCUCGCAGUCGGAGAGCGGCCAGUCGAACAGCGAGAGUGAACAAACGCUAAAUCAGCUGCUCACCGAGAUGGACGGCAUGGUGUCCACGGAGGAAGUCAUCGUCCUGGCCUCGACGAACAGAGCCGAGGUUUUGGACAAAGCUCUGCUGCGUCCGGGUCGAUUCGACAGGCACAUACUCAUCGAUCUGCCGACUUUACCCGAAAGGAGACAGAUCUUCGAGCAACAUCUCAAGAGCAUCUUCUUGGAGAACAGCGCCGCGAGCUACUCGAGUAGACUGGCCUUUUUGACGCCAGGGUUCAGUGGUGCUGACAUAGCUAACGUGUGCAACGAGGCUGCGCUCCACGCCGCCCGUCUAAAGAAGACCAAAGUAGUCGGUGACGAUUUGCUCUAUGCAGUGGAUCGAGUCAUAGCCGGUAUCGAGAAGCGCGACAGUACGAUUUCACCGUCGGAGAAGCGAGUGGUAGCCUACCACGAAGCUGGCCAUGCACUGGUUGGCUGGCUACUCGAGCACACAGACGCUCUGUUGAAGGUGACAAUAGUGCCUCGGACUAACCGUGCCCUCGGCUUUGCCCAGUUUACCACGAGUGACCAGAAACUGUACUCCAAGGAACAGCUAUUUGAGCGCAUGUGCAUGGCCAUGGGUGGUAGAGUCGCCGAGAGCUUGACUUUUAAUAAAGUGACCACUGGGGCACAAAAUGACUUGGAAAAAGUCACCAAAAUGGCCUAUGCCCAGGUUCAGCAGUACGGCAUGGAUGAGGUUGUUGGGCUGAUAUCCUUCUUGCCUGAGCAAACUGACAAGAACACGCGUAAGCCUUAUAGUAAGAAGUUGGCUAAUUUGAUGGACCUAGAGGCAAAAACGAUCGUCACCAGAGCUUACCAGAGAACUGAAAAGUUGCUGUCGGAAAAUAAAGAAAAAUUGAAAACGCUUGCUGAGGAACUUUUGAAAAAAGAAACGCUUACGUAUGAGGAGGUUGAAAAACUGAUCGGGCCACCGCCGUUUGGUAAAAAAAAUCUUAUUGAUUCUGUCGAUUUCGUCACUCCGAUAUCGACAUCCGGAUCGUCGGAGCCGGAGUCAACUCCUCCUCAACCAGCACCAACGUAAUAGGGAACUUUUAAUUUUAACAUGUGAAUUAUUUCAUCUGAUGGAUUUUGUUGUUAUCACUCGAAUUUUGUAUUAUAUACAUGAAAAAGAACAUUUAGAGCUCUUGUAAUAUAGAUUGUUCGUUAUUAUUAAUAAAUAAAUGCGGAUUGAUUUGAAAAA